Molecule: messenger RNA, 5809 nt
Organism: Xenopus tropicalis (tropical clawed frog)
Lineage: Eukaryota; Metazoa; Chordata; Amphibia; Anura; Pipidae
Gene: gcnt2.2
Product: glucosaminyl (N-acetyl) transferase 2 (I blood group), gene 2
Exons: 3
Coding region: 232-1431 (399 amino acids)
Cellular component (GO): Golgi membrane; membrane
Molecular function (GO): glycosyltransferase activity
Source: RefSeq, a predicted model, not a curated record
AAGCAUUCUGCAGCUCGCACAAAAUCAGAUGCCGACUGGGAGAGAGAACAGGCUGAUGUUACGACUGACAUGGCACAAAUGCACGCAGUAACAGGCAGCAAACUGCCAACUUUGUCGGCACAAAGGACAGACACAGCAAGUCUGACAGCACGAAGGAUAUUUGCCUAAUGCACCACAGGAAAAUACUGCAUCUAUCUGGACGUACAGCGCUCCAAGGAAUUUCCUUCCAUAAUGCCUUCUUGGGUACGAUUUAUUUUCCCUAUCCCUGUCCUAAGUGUCACAGUCCUGCUCCUAUAUUAUAACAACAGUCUUUUAAAAUUAGCAGGUCUCCAUAGGUAUAAUACCACAGAGGAGAAACUGCAAUUCGCUGAAACAUGUGAGUCUUUCCUAAAUGGACAGAAAUCUUUUGCCUGGGAAUCGACGCUACUGACCGCAUUUGAAAAAUCCAGCUGCCCUGAGUAUGUCAGGCAAAAUCACUUCAUCAUGUCUCCACUUUCCCAAGAAGAGGCUGCCUUUCCAUUAGCCUAUAUACUGACAGUGCACAAGGAGUUUGAGACAUUCGAGAGACUGUUUAGAGCUAUCUACAUGCCCCAAAAUAUAUACUGCGUCCAUGUUGAUGAAAAGGCAAGUGCUGAUUUCAUGCAGGCUGUGGACAGUUUAGUCCAAUGUUUUCCCAACACAUUUCUUGCUUCAAAAAUGGAACCGGUGGUGUAUGGUGGGAUAUCCAGACUCCAGGCUGAUCUGAAUUGCAUGAAAGAUCUGUUGGCAUCAGACGUGCAGUGGAAAUAUGUUAUCAAUUUGUGUGGGCAAGAUUUUCCUUUAAAGACAAAUAAGGAAAUAAUACAUCAUAUUAAAUCAUUUAAAGGGAAAAAUAUAACUCCCGGGGUAUUACCACCUGCCCAUGCAAUACCAAGGACCAAGUAUGUUCAUCGGGAGGAUAUAGUCAAUUCACGUGUAGUGAGAACAAGGGUUCUAAAGCCUCCCCCUCCUCAUAAUAUCACAAUUUACUUUGGCUCUGCCUAUGUUGCACUCACAAGGGAAUUCACACGGUUUAUUCUAGAAGAUCAGAGAGCUACUAAUCUGUUGCUGUGGUCCAAGGACACCUACAGCCCAGAUGAACAUUACUGGGUAACACUGAACAGAAUUGCAGAUGUCCCAGGAUCUGCACCAGAUGCAUCAUGGGAAGGUCAGCUGAGAGCAGUUAAGUGGAAAGACAUGAAGGACCAAGAAAAAUGUCAUGGUCAUUAUGUGCGUGAUAUAUGCAUAUAUGGAACAGGAGACUUGCAGUGGUUAAUGAAUUCAAGAAGUAUAUUUGCUAACAAAUUUGAAGCAAAGUCAUACCCACCGACUGUGGAAUGCCUUGAACUGAAGGUCAGAGAACGAACUUUAAAUCAGAGUGAAGUCACUGUGCCACCGGAGUGGUACCUGUGAGCAAGGAAAGAAGGAAAACACCAAGGAGAAAGAUGGAGAGAGUUGGACAUGAAGUAGAAAAAGAAAGAUGGUUUUUCUGAGUACUCUUCUUAAGGCCAAGCAGAUAAUGGUCAUAACUUCUGGUUUCCUUCAGCAAAUUAAAGUCAAAUCUUACAUCUUCAAAUUGCAAAUUUGAAGACUUCUAAGUAUCAAUGGGAUUAGGUUUUAAACACCAAGGUGUCCAUGUUAGUAGCAAAUACUAAAGCUUGCAUGGUGAUUCCAAAGUCAUUUCUGACUGAAUGACCCUAUACACUUUUCAUUUCCCAUUCCAUUUGGAACAUUCAUGAAGUAAAAUUGGAAUGGGGACUGCUGUUGCCUACAUUAUUAUAUAAUGGAGUCAUAGUGAUUAUUGAUGUUGUCAACCUGCACCUGACCCAAACAUGCCCACAUUUAACCCACACCCCACCCUACCCAGGGGAGGGUGGGGUGUGCCCAUCUCUGGCAUGACCCAAGGGGGCAGGGCGAGACAGAGGCAUACAUUUAGAAAUACAGACUGCCAGAUGAGCUGCAUUUUAGGCAGAUAACAGAGUUCAGCCCCAAUCUUCCCAUGACCCACAAAGGAUGUGUGGAUGCUGGCCCCAACCUGCCUGAUCUGCGAUUCCCAACUGGCAUGCACAUCACUAAAAAAGCAAAACAGUAAAAUAAAUGUUGAAUUUUAUAUAAAGUCUGGUAGACCUAAAAAUGUGUAAAAGAAAAUAUGCGGUUUUCUAUGCAGCAAAGUCUGGUGAUGUGUGGUGAAUUCUGACACCUUUUUAACACAGCAUAAUAAAUAGUCCCCAUAGUAUUAACACCCAUCUUUUUGUGGUAUGAGGUAUUGUAUUCAAAGAAAAAUAACUGGAACGCCUAUGCAAAUGUUGGUCAUUUUUCUGCUUUGGAAGACCAAACUAACCCCUGUAUGCAAUAUAAGCCUCAAAGUUUGCCGGGUGUAGUAACACAUAGCAGCCAAUAAGAUGCUUGCUUUUAAACAGGUGACCUGUAAAUGCUUUCUGCUGGUUGCAACUUCGAGCAUCCCUAAGACUGAUGUCAGACGUGGCGUAUGGCGUAUAUUUUUGGCAAGCAGUAUCCUCAUAAAAUCGCAAGAGAAUGCAAAGUCUCACGUUUUUAUGCGUAAUACGGCUACAUGUGCCUGCACCCAAGUGUAUCUCAUUCAUUCGGGUGCAGGUACAGGCUUGCUGAAAAUAUACGCCAUACGCCUCGUCUGACAUCAGCCUAAAAUACUUGUUCUAGCUGUAGAAGAGAAAAGUUUGACAUUCCUAAUUAUUGUCUUUUUCUAUAGAAGGGCCCCAGAUUUUUAUCUUUUUUUACCUCUGCCUUUAUUUUAAGUAAAAACAGGUGGCUUGUUUGCAGUAAUAAACUCAUCUUGUGAACAGAGAGGUAUGAACAGGAUUUACCUGGUGAAUUUGCUCUUUUUGUUGGAUGAGGACCUAUAAUUUCAAAUGUAUAUUUGAUAACAAAACAAAAAUAUUAUUUUAUUUACAGUUAUGUCUUUAACCGGGUCUUCAUUCCUGAAAACUAAACUGGGGCUGAGAAGCUGGUUUUGCCAGUCUGGAGGCACAUAUAUAGAAACAUUUGUACGUGUUAGUGAAUAUUCAGACUAGCCUUUUUCACACGUGAAUUAGCUGUUUUUAAUAUGUUUGUACCUGUAACUUAAGCUGCUAAAUACUGUGGGUGACAGAAAAGGAGAUGUACAGAUACCAAAAGUGUUACUGUUUCUCAUAACAUCUCUGGGUAUCUGUGUGUGUGGUUUAAAAAAUUUAACACGGCAUUUCCCAGAAAAGUACAAAGUGCUGUUUGUGGUUACUGAAAUAUAAAUUCUAGUGUGAGAUGACACUGAGCAGAGCAACCUCAGAGAGGGUGAAUACAUAUCUACGCCUGUUUACCUGUGUCACAAAUACACCAGGAAGUGGGAAACAUAAACCAGUGUGCACCAUACAGCAUAUCAGGUUAGAACCUAUGGCUUGGUCAUUUGACAGGAGCACAGAAAACCAAAUAAAAAAUAAAAAUAAAUAAAUAUAUAUAUAGUUGAGGUGCUACAUACCUAUACCAAUUAACCCCACAACAUACUUUUAGUUACCCUUUUGUGCACACAUUUCUGUGUGGGCUUUACUAAUUAGUGCCGACAUUCUACCUGUACUUUCUGGAAGUGCCCCCAGUAUUUCACUACACAUAUCUAACAAAGGGCAAUAUUUUUCUGCAGCACUUUACAACAUCCACUCUAAAACCAUACAGGCACACCAACUGUCACCAUAAGAGAAAAGCACCUAAUUUUCUUAUCUAAUACAGCUGUAGAAUCUAUAAUCUGGAAUGCUUGGUACUUGUAACACUUGGUAUGUAAUACCGUAAGUAUUCUGCUGCUGUAAGAUGCCAUGGUUUAUCGGGCUUGUAGGAGGGCUGUUUGGACCUUCCUGUACUUGUAAUGCCAGGGCCUAUUUUAAAUCUGAAUCCGGACCUGGUAUCCUGCUAUCAAGGCAUACCUUUUACCUACUACAAGCACAAUAACUCAAAGUAUAAACUAACUACUCAUUUUAAAGGGACACUAUCAUUUAAAGAAAUGUUUUUGUAAAUGGUUUAAUGAACGAAAACAGUUUUGGUUAAACAAUUUGAAGAAUAUAAUUUCAAAAAUAUCACUCUAAUAUGAUUAGGGCAGACAGUUGCAGCUAACAGAAAUUGGUGAAGUUUCAGCUCCAUCUAGUGUCCCCUAGAUUAUUGAGUAAUUUUUGCACCUCUUAGCCAGUGCAGGAUGGCCUGAAGCUGUAAGCCAUAUUGUAACGCCUUACCUUCUUAUAAUUUUAAAAAUGGCCAAAACCUUGACAAAAAGAGAGUUGCAUGGUAGUCUCUUUAGUCAACAUCCCUAUAUAAACAUAACAAUUGUUACUAUACAAAAAUCCACCAAUCCUUCCCACCCCUAUGUUAUGACUCCCCCUGCUGGUGUGCUCAUAGAAUGCCUUAUUCCUGAGUAUUUUCUUGACCCCUAUUUCAGUAUGAAACGUUGGUUGCCUGAAAUGUAGCAAAUGUGCUAUUUUGUACAGUUCUAGGGAUACCACCAUUUAAUUUCCCAAACUCAGUGGUGAUAAUUAAAAAUAAGAUGGGAAAAGACAGAAAAGAGAUGGGAGCAAGUAUACAGAUGUUGAAAAAUAGGUUAGAGGGAAGAGGAUAGUGUUAUAAGAAAUAUUUAUUUGUAAGUGACAUUUGAAAAAUAUAUAACAAUGGAACUUGACAGCUGAUCUGUUAAUCCUUUUGUUGUUCAGCAUAAUAUAUAUUUAUAAAUAUAUAUAUAGGUUUAUAUAUAUUAUUUAUAUUUAAAAUAAUUUAUAUUCUGGUUGCAUACCACAUUUGGGGCAUAGUAAUAUAUAGUAUGACUGACUUCUGACUUCUAUUUACUUCUUUUUCUCAAGAGUACUGUAUAACGAUUAUUAUUUCUAAGCUCUUGCAGAUUGUUGUUGUUCUUUAUAUAUAUCCUAAAGAACUGUAUAAAUAUUUUAAAUACCUUCAGGUUGAAAAAUUGUAUUAAGAGUGUAUAAAUACCCUUAUAUAUAUAUAUAUAUAUAUACUGUAUAUAUACUGUAUAUAACACUGGAACUUGACAGCUGAUCUGUUAAACCUUUUGUUGUUUAGCAUAAUAUAUAUUAUAUAUAUUUAUAAAUAUAGUUAUAUAUAGAUAUAUAUAUAACUUUGCAAAAAUCGGCACUCACCAAUCCAAAAGGCAAUGGCCGGGUGCUAACCCAAAGAAUCCAUCCAGUACAAAUAGAAAUCAAUCGGCUUCAGUGUCCAAUAAAUCAGUUAUGCUUAGUAUGCUUAAAUAAAUAACUGAUUUAUUGGACACUGAAGCCGUGAGUGCUUUCUAUUCGUACUGGGUAUAUAUUAUUUAUAUUUAAAAUAAUAUAUAUUCUGGUUGCAUGCCACAUUUGGGGCAUAGAAAAUGUAUGACUGACUUCUGACUUCUAUUUACUGCACUGAAUAAAUGUUACUUCUGUUUCUCAAGAGUACCGUAUAACUAUUAUUUUUAAGCUUUUGCAGGCCAUUGUUGUUCUUUAUAUUUAUACCUUCCCCCACUUUGCAAAAAAAAAAAAUCUACUGAGGGGGCCUGGCCUGAACAGUCCAUCCUCUACUGCCCCUCUCCCAGCCCAGGCCCCGCAUUCCGGGACUGCCUAUAACCUGGGCACCCUGCAGGGUCUGCUGUAUAGGUAGUUACGCCACUGGGAACUGUCCUAAUCAAAUUAAAAUCAUUAUUUAUUUUAAAGUUUUAGAGUUUUUUUCAUUUCAUUCGCAUGAAAAUACUUUAUUCAUUUGUGCUUUUAAUAUUCAGACUUUUUAAUAAAUGAGUUGAUAUCUGUGUCUG